AUGGCCGAAGCUUUUGGUAUAGCGGCCGGCGCUGUAGGGUUUGUAUCUCUGCUAGGGCAAGUCAACAGUGGGAUCAACAAGCUCCGCGCCAUCAUACAUAGUGCAGAAACCGCACCGGACGAAAUACAGUCUGUCGCGCGACAGCUGGAAUUCUUAUUUCAUAUUAUGCAGAAAACCCACGAUAAGACUCUUUCCAAGAUUGAUCCUGUUCUCCAGCAUUGCCAGACAAACUGCGACCAAAUUGUCAAGGAUCUAGACGACUUGAACAAGAUACUCGAAGCUGGGUCAAAAGCUAAUGUAAGAGGAAAGGUAUCUAGGAUCGUCGCCUUUAGGGAUUGGAAAGAGAAAGUUGAGAACCUAGAACGCAGUAUUCAAAGGGCCCAGCUCAACCUGAUACUAUUGAACUCUUGUCAUCAAGAUCGAGUCCAAUGGGAUCAAGACUCCUUAAUUGAGCGAUUUUCAGCUUCCAUUGCUCAGGCACUCAGUCAAGAUAGGGACCAAACAGCCUCUGAAGGACUAUGGCUGACACCCUCCACCCGCCCUUCCCAGUCUCCCUCAGUUUCAACACAGACUGAUAAUCGUUAUGUCAAACACAAGUUUAAACUUCGUAGAGAUUGCAUCUCUAGGUGCUGCUCUUGCAUAUGCCAUAAGACUGAGAGGACAUCUGGCUAUUUCUGGGCACUCGAAUACACCCUUCUGCCAAUUUUCAGACGGACCUGCAAUAGGAAAUCCUGUAACGUGGCCAAAUAUGGUGGGACAUUCAGGCUUGCCCUCUCUCAGCUUGGGAUCAAGAGGGCAGCAAUUAUUCAGCUUUAUAUUGUCACCACGCCCGGGAAAUACUCAAUCCGACCAGCCAUCAAUUUUGAAGAAGUCGUGCCAUACACUUCGCCCGGUUUCGUGAUAUUAUGGAAACUCCGGCAUCUCAUGAUUUCAUUCGAGGAUGGCCGAGAACAACUUGUCAAUCUAUACAAAACCGACCGAAUCCGCCCUGAUCACGUCGAUCCGAGCGGAAAGUCUUACAUUGAGAACCUAGUGAUGACACCGGCGGGAUCGCCAGUUGAGCGUAAAUAUCGAUAUAAGUUGCUGGAACUAUUUAUGGGUGAAUUUGAGAUGACAAGAGGGACUGAAACCUCAACGUUUCUUUCUCGAUGUGCGCACUGGAUCGGGGAAGCACCGCAUUUGGAACUACUGGAAAUCCUUCUGAGCCUAGGCUUCAAUGCAGCUGAAAUCAAUAUCCAUGACUGGCCGGAACCCUGCUCCCCAGACUGGUUCGCGCCAGACAUUGCUGAAGAUCCGUUCUUUAUUGAAUACCUCCAACUUCUCUGUAAAGACAACCAAGGGUUCGCUGAGAUGUCUGCUCUUCACGAAGCUGUAUUGUUUGAGUCACCGGAUUCAGUUCAGAAAUGGAUAUUGCGCUUUGAAAAAGAUCAGAGAAACGCUCUCGGUCAGACACCUCUCCAUCUUGCCACCAUGAGCCCGGACCAUCUACGCAUACUAAUUGACGCUGGCUAUGACUUGGAUGCUCGCGAUAAUUAUGGCAUAACACCUCUCAUGUAUGCGGCCGCAACAAACCAAGAGGAGGCUGUGAUGAUGCUCAUAGAGGCUGGUUCCGACCUCAACGCUACGGAUUUUAAUUGGAAUCGCAACUUUAUGUAUUAUGCCGGUCUUCGUCAACACUGGAACCUGAUCCUCAAAAUUCUAAACACUAUCGAAAAACAUAUUGAUAGAGAUGCAGCGGAGAAUUGGGCGAGAUUUGCAACAAUUUUGUUUCUCGUGAUCUUUCCAGAUCGUCUGGAGAUCAGCGGUGUAUCUCUUAAUCAAUUACUGGCCAAAUGCGGUACUGUCAACUUCCUAUACGACGCCAGGAAUGAUAGGAGAAAUAGGUGCUUGCUGCAUGACAUCAGGUCCCCCGCAGAAUUUGAUGCCUUGCUCGCCAACGGAUUUAGACUUGUCGAUCACGUUGACAGCGAAGGACAAAGCCCUCUCAUGGCAGCUGCUGAUCGUUGCGACUCUAUUCUAGUUGAUAGGCUGUUAGCUUAUGAAGCCGAUAUCAACCGCAAAGAUAACUUCCAGAGAGCAUCACUCUGUUAUGCCCUCCAACGGCGGGAAGCUAGUUUCAUUUGCUAUUCAACUUUCAGGGCUAUGAAGACAUUACGUAUUCUGCUUGAAAACAACGCUGAUGUUCUCACCAGAGAUGCUUGUCGGUGCCCUUGUUCACCAGAGGGCUGCCUUCCAACAAUAGCGCUUCAACACAACUCUUGGACGAUCGGGCGUACACGGGUUCCUCUAUGGUCACUGGAAUGGCUCAGCCUUGUGUCGGAACAUAAAGGCGAAAGUGAAGCGAAAAUAACUCUUCUGUCAUUUAUCAGAAGGGCGAAGCAUGAUGAGAUGGGAGUGACACAUGUCUGCUGUCGUCGGGAACAGAGCUAUCUCUUUCAAUAUGCUAGCAGAAAAGCCUCGCCCAAUGAGAGGAUCGACCAAAUCCUAAAUGAGGAGUCCUUGCUCAUCAAGGAUCUGGAAAGCGAGAUGGAUCGAAGCACCAGGAAGGAGUAUAACGCACUACUGGAGGACUGGAUUUUGCAUAUCAAGGUCUCACUGGACGCAGCAUGCAUUAAAGCUGCAAGGCAGGAGACAGCAUAUAGUGUGAUAAGAGUAAGGAUCAAGACAAACACUAAUUCGUGA
Fusarium verticillioides 7600 is the source of this 2682-nucleotide messenger RNA. RefSeq lists its product as hypothetical. Lineage: Eukaryota; Fungi; Ascomycota; Sordariomycetes; Hypocreales; Nectriaceae. Gene Ontology annotation, molecular function: protein binding. The record is from RefSeq and is a predicted model, not a curated record. Bases 1 to 2682 code for a protein of 893 amino acids. The transcript has 5 exons.